AACACAAACACAAACACAAACACAAACACAAUGUCUUCUCCUCCUCCUCCUCCUCUCCUCUUCUUCCUUAUCUUCCUCUCCGUCGUCACCGCCAUCAAACUACCACUCUCUCCUCUCUCCCACCACACAGACCAAUCAUCACCCAACAACGACCCUUACCUCUCUCUCCGCCGUCUCGCCGACUCCUCCAUCUCCAGAGCUCAAAAACUCAAACAACCAUCCUCCAUUAAACCCGACGAAGACGCUCUCACCGCCCCCUCCGCAUCCGCCGCCGUCGUCAAAUCCCCUCUCUCCGCUAAAAGCUACGGUGGAUACUCAGUCUCACUCAGCUUCGGCACACCGUCACAAACAAUCCCUUUCGUCUUCGACACCGGAAGCAGCCUUGUCUGGUUCCCUUGCACCUCACGUUACCUCUGCACCGGGUGCGGUUUCUCCGGGUUGGAUCCGACCCGGAUCCCUAGAUUCAUCCCCAAGAACUCCACUUCCUCUCGGGUUAUCGGGUGUCAGAAUCCGAAAUGCCAGUUGUUAUUCGGACCCAAUGUUAAAUGCAGAGGAUGCGACCCGAACACCCGUAACUGCACAGUCGCUUGUCCGCCGUACAUUCUCCAAUACGGAUUAGGAUCAACGGCUGGGAUUUUACUAUCCGAGAAGCUAGAUUUCCCUGAUCUAACUGUACCGAAUUUCGUCGUCGGAUGCUCCAUUCUCUCGACCCGACAACCCGCUGGUAUCGCCGGGUUUGGACGCGGAGCCGAAUCUCUCCCCGUGCAGAUGAAACUAAAAAGAUUCUCUCACUGCUUGGUCUCCCGUAGGUUCGACGACACCAACGUGAGCACCGAUCUGGAUCUGGAUACCGGGUCGGGUCAUAAUUCCGGGUCGAAAACUCCGGGUCUAACCUACACUCCUUUUCGAAACAACCCCAACGUCUCAAACGCUGCGUUUUUAGAGUACUACUACCUCAGUCUCCGGAGAAUCUACGUGGGGAGCAAGCGCGUGAAGAUUCCCUACAAGUUCCUCGCGCCGGGGGGCGACGGAAACGGAGGAACCAUCGUGGACUCCGGGUCCACGUUCACUUUCAUGGAUCGACCCGUUUUCGAGCUCGUUGCUGAGGAGUUCGUUGCGCAGAUGGCGAAUUACACGCGAGAGAAGGAGUUGGAGAAGGUCACCGGGCUUGGACCGUGUUUCAAUAUCUCCGGGAAGGGAUCGUUGACGGUGCCGGAGUUAGUGUUUGAGUUUAAAGGUGGAGCGAAAAUGGAACUGCCGUUGUCUAAUUACUUCACGCUUGUCGGAAGCGUUGAUAACGUUUGUUUAACUGUGGUUUCGGACAACACUGUUGGUGGUGGUGGUCGGAGUGGUCCGGCGAUUAUUCUCGGGAGUUUUCAGCAACAGAACUAUCACGUGGAAUACGAUUUGGAGAAUGACAGGUUUGGGUUCGCGAAGAAGAAGUGCAUCCCGUGAGUUUCCAGGGGUAGAUUUGGGAAUUUGACUUUUGCAACUAUGAGAAGAGUUUUAUGAUUUAUAAUUUCUUUUCCAAAUAAAAGGAGUUGUUAACUGUUUAUAAUUAUGUUUACGAUUGCUACUUUUUACAUAUUUUUUUUAUAAUUAUAAAAUUAUUUCACCAGAUAAUAAAUUUAGCUGGCAAAACUUUUUUGUAAUUAUGAAAUUAUGUAAAAGUAGUAGAUAUGAGUUCGACUUAUUUAGUAAUAGUUGGAUGCUGAAAUUGUGGACGU
Molecule: messenger RNA, 1727 nt
Organism: Eruca vesicaria subsp. sativa (arugula)
Lineage: Eukaryota; Viridiplantae; Streptophyta; Magnoliopsida; Brassicales; Brassicaceae
Source: the annotation of a GenBank genome assembly